Anopheles nili is the source of this 1696-nucleotide messenger RNA. It is a transcript of the gene Polr3E, whose product is annotated as DNA-directed RNA polymerase III subunit RPC5. The coding region runs from base 98 to 1564 and encodes 488 amino acids. The transcript has 4 exons. Gene Ontology annotation, biological process: DNA-templated transcription. The record is from RefSeq and is a predicted model, not a curated record. Gene Ontology annotation, cellular component: nucleus; RNA polymerase III complex. Lineage: Eukaryota; Metazoa; Arthropoda; Insecta; Diptera; Culicidae.
GGUUGAUGAGGAAGCAAGGCAUCCUUUGGGCAUCCCUGCUAAUGUUAAUUGGUAGGAUCGGUUGCCUUCCUCGUGGUAGACAAUAGUGGAAAAGAUCAUGGAAGAUGAAGACGACCCCAUCGUGGAAGAGAUUCCUGUUCAUUUAUCGAAGUUGUUAUCGGAACACUUGUAUGUGCUGCAGUAUCCGGUUAAAUCUUCAUCGUCAUCCUUCGACGACGGUCGGGUUGUGAAUUGUUGCGUCAAACCCAUAAAUCAACAGAUUAAGGUCGAUUUCGCGUUAGAUACGGCGUCGAGCAACUAUGAUGCGUUCAAGGGAGAACAGUUCGCUUUGGCAGCCGACGGGAAGCAGCGAGACAAAAGCCAAAAGCUUACGUUCCGCAGCGGAACCAUGGACAAGCAGUCGUUCUUGAGCACGAAACCGAUCGAGGAUGUAAGCCGCUAUCUGGUGUGUGCGAUGCAGGAUGGCGAAGUGCACGCCACCCCGCUGAAGGGCAUCGUUUCGAUGCGACAAAUGUUUUCCUACUUCGACAAGCAGGACAAGCGCACCAAGGCUGAGCAAAAGGCGGAACAGGACGCCGACGGUGUCGGGGCAGAGGACGAAGAACUGACGCAGGUGACGGUAAAGUUUGCCCGCACGGAGAACGAGAAGGUGCGCAAAGCGCGGGAAAAAUCGUUCAACUAUCUAUCAAAGAUGGAAGCGGAGGAACCGUGGUGCGAAGCGUUUUGGCAUGAGAAACAGUCCGCCACGGCUAAUCUGGAAAGGCAAAAGCUGAUCAGUGGAAGUAGCGUAGGUGGUAGCGGACGGAUGGAAGUAGACAGUGCUGCGCUGAACGUUCGGCCGAUGGAGUACAUGGAUAUGCUGAUAAGCAAGGAGAAGACAGAUAGAAACAUCGACUCGUUGCUCCCCAGUAGGGUCGUCUGUUUGCACAAGCUAAAACAACUCCCCUUGCUGGAUCAGCUGAAAGUCAUACUUACGGAUGCGAAAGUGAUUACCUUUCAGCAAAUUCUCGACUUGCUACCGGAUCGGAUGAAUCCGGCAGAAAAGGUGCUACGUCUACUGCCACAAGUCGGUUGGUUGAUCCGCGGCAACUGGGUCGUUCAGUCGGAAUACGUCUAUUUGGAUGGCAGUGUAUCCGGUACAAAUGGUGUGUUGGCCGAGCAAAUGCGCAAGGCGCGCGACUACAUUCUCUACCGUUUUACGAAAUGUGAUAAACUCGAACGGCAUCAGCUGGGAAUCAUAACGCAGCUUCCAACCGAUGAGAUCCGCGAUAUCUUGCUGUCGGUGGCAAAACUGAACACGUCCGACCGUACCUGGAGCUUGCUUUUGCCACCGAAUGAAUGUUUUCAGGGCGUGGACGAGCAAGAGAUAAGCGAACGUCAGAGAGCUUUCUGGCAGGCCCGGGCGGACAAAUUCACCGAGAUGGAGCGAAACAGCACCACGCCAACGAGUAAACGGAUACGAAAGCGGUCGACCCGUGACAGUGGCCCGACGACACCUAGCACUGGUGCCAGCAUCGGGAACAGUCCUAACACCGCCCAUUCACGGCAGCUUUCGAACGGGUGAAGCAGAAGGCGCCAGAAGGGCCCACGGGACACUAGAUAUUGGAUAGAUAUUUGCUAUAUUCGAAAGGAGAAGGAGCGCGAAGUGCCACGCACGUCCGAUUGGUGCCGUAGUACGAUUCGGUACUUCCAUCCC